UGGAAACGCCGCGUUAUUUCGAGUGCGCGUCACAUUAGUCCACGUAUAUUGUUUCGUGCUGUUGCAGGACGAAAUGGUCUCUGUAUCACCAACAAAACAUGAAAUAGUUACAAUUUUAAAUAAGCUUAAGUCUUUGCCGUGCAACAAGCAAUGCUUUGACUGUGGUGCCACAAAUCCAACAUGGGCUAGUGUUACCUACGGUGUUUUUCUUUGUAUUGACUGUUCGGCAGUCCACCGUUCACUUGGAGUCCAUCUAAGUUUCAUUCGAUCGACUCAGCUAGAUACUAACUGGACUUGGGUCCAGUUGCGCGCAAUGCAAGUUGGUGGCAAUCAAAAUGCGCUUACUUUCUUCUCCCAAAAUAAUUGUCGUUCCCUGGAUGCUCAGGAAAAAUACCAAAGUCGUGCUUCCCAACUGUACCGUGCUAAGCUGGAAAAACUUGCUAUUGACGCUGUUAAAACCCAUGGUAACAAGUUGGCUCUGGAACUUGAUGAAGGAAAAUUCAAACGUGAUCAGGUGGCUGACUUUUUUGAGGAACAUACUGAAAGUGGUACGACUGACAUUAGAAAUGAUGAACCUGUGAUAGUAACAACAAAAAUGAAUCUGGAACAGUCAGUUGGGCCUACCGUUGAUAAUCUAUUCAAUUCUCCUGUAUCUGAACCUGGUCCUACAAAAAUACCUUCUGUAAUUGGAACUAGAAAACCGAAUACUACACGGUCUAGUGCUAAAAAAGGUGGAUUGGGGGCAUCAAAGGUGAAAGCUGAUUUCUCUGCCAUCGUUUCGGCUGCCGAACGUGUUGAUAUUGAAAAAAAAUGUCAGAUUCGUUCAAUUGACCAGGAUUUAGAAGAUAAGGAAAAACGUAAUGAAGAACGACUUGCGUCCAUUCGGUUAGCGUAUAAAGAUAUUACCGAUGGAUGUGAAAGUCAAGACACUGCCAACUUGAAGUCUACAGACUCUCAACGUGCCAAACAAGCUGAACGCCUUGGUAUGGGUAAAAUAGGUACAGGCAACAGAGAAAUAUCGCACUCAGCAUUUGCUAAUAUUCAAAAAAUAGAGCAAGAAAACUCGGCUCCCACCCACACUUCAUCACUAAGUUCAAAUUUGGACCCUUUCUUCAUUUCAAGUUACAGUAAUAGAGACCGUGAUACACGCAAUUUUUUCGAUUCUGGAGAUGAUAAUUUAUUCGGAGGCUCUGCGACGUAUGGUAUGAAUGGCGGAUGGUCAAAAAAUAAAUCAAGGGACAAUGACUGGGAUGGGCAUUUUUCAGAUCCUUUUAAUCAAAAGCCAAACAGAACACGUGAUUUGUCUACUGUUGCUGAUGAAUUUCCAACUAAAUCACCCAGCAAACAGCCUACAUCUCUUUCGUCUAAACAAUCAGAAACUAAUCCAGAUCUAAGUGAAUUAAUGAAGAAGUUUGCCAAUGCGACUUCUAUAUCGUCGGAUGCGUUUUUUGACCGAAAUGAUAUACUAUGAAAAAUCUCUUGAUUAGCAGAGCCGAAUAGUGCCUUCUGUCCAAAGAAUAUGGAUGCAAUCAAAGAGGAACACGCAUUCCAGUUUAUAUAAACCGGUGUGACAUUAUAACAAACAAGAGUAGCAUCUAUAUUUGAAAUUGCUGCAAAUUGUGUGCAAGUUAUGUUAACAAUUGUCUGUAUAGAUCAAAUUAUCUCGCUUAUUCUUAAUAGACAAGUUGCCUGCGUCAUUCUCUCUAGAAAACUAAUAAAAUAUCUUUUUAUUUAUGUUCACAUGUUUUUAAGAAGUUCAGUUCGUCGUAAUUGAGUUAUCAUUAUGUAAAAACUAUGUUCUUUGAAAGGUGAUAGUUGAAUUAAUCAGCCUUUAUGUUUGUUUUUCUAUCCUUCGAAGGUUCUAUAUAUGUGCGAUAUCUAUUUAUUCACUUGUUUUUCACUUAUACUAGUCUGAAUCUGAUGGGCUCUCAAGAUUUCAUGGGAGUUCAUCUAUUUCGAGUGAUGAUUAUUUUGGUCAUCCUAAAGUGCGACAGUCUCAGGUAUCUAAUGAAUUACAAAAUAUCAAAGAUGGUGUCAAGCAAAGUGUAACUAAAGUUGCUGGACGGCUGUCAAAUCUGGCAACUGACGUAGUACACACUCUUCAAGAUCGAUUCGGUUAGUUGCUUCCAGCUUUUUUAAUGCUUUCAGUCAGCUUGUGGGCCUUUCAGUCAAUAUUCUGGUUUAGAUGCCAAUCUUCUCUUCGUUUUCGGCCACGAUCGGGGUUCAGGACAUUCCUUUUUUCCGGUUAUCUAUUAUUAAAGCUUUUGUUAUUUUUUGUUUUAUUCAUCUCUCCAGAGAUAAUAAGUUAGUUAAUCCUAGUUGACUGUAAGAGCCAUUUUGUUUAGUGGAUGAUAUAAAUUGAAGUUUUGUAAAACAUAUUUUUGGUUGUAAACACCAAGUAAACCAUAGUUUCUGGGGUGAUUGUUGUCUUGAAAUGCCUCCUAUUAUUGACGGAAAUUAUUAUAACGUGAUUGCUUUAUUCAUGUGAAUCGCUUUCCUUUUCGUAUGUAUCGAAUAAUCUAUACACCAAUGUUUCUAGCAUGAUUAUCGCAACAUCUGUGGGUAGGAGAAACAUAAACAAAGAAAUUGACGGAUUAAUAUUGAUAUAUUUGACCUUAUUAUUGACACUUUCAUAACACAUAUUGAUAUGAGUUAUGUUUCGUCCUGGUAUAUGACUCGAGUGCGUGUCUACAAUCCUACCAAGGAUCAAAUCUAGAAAAUAAAAAAUUCAGUAGCAUAUAUCAUUAGUUAAAGAUAUGUCCUCCAAUGGUAAUCUUGACAAACUGAGAAGUCUUUGUGUUUAAUAAAGAACGUUCGUGUGCAGAGCGGUGAAAAUUGUCCGGAAGAUUUUGUGAUGUUCUACGUUUCUUUCAGUCCUAUAGGACUGAUAUUUUGUUGAUCAUAAAUAUUGGCUAUCUACAUGCAAGUUCUAUGAAAUGUAUCAGAGGAACUACUCAUCUGUUGAGUAUACAAAUGUCAUUACUAAGCUCGUAUUGAUGAAUUAUUACUGUGCUGAAGGUCCUCACGAAACUGGAUGUAAUUCAAAAUAUUUAAUGGGGGAGAGGUAGCAACAUGAGCAUUGUCAACAUUUAGGGACAAAUGCUUAAAUGUAAAAACGAUGUUAUGGGUUUCACAGAUCAUGUGAUUCGUAACUAAUGUUAUUUCACUUGCAGGUAUCAUUACUAAGGUUUGACCUGAUAAUUUCGAAUAAAUUGAGUAUUAGAUACUUUGUUAUAAAUAAAUUAAUAUUUUUAAUGUCCCAAUGAGAAGAAAAAUUAGAUUUUCUGACAUUUCCUGACUCAGUGUAAGCCAAAUAUAUUAAUUUAUAAUAUUAUUGCACUGUUUGGCUGAUUAUGACUUCUUUUGAUCUUACGGUCUUAGGUCUUCCUUUUUUAUUGUGAAACUAGACUUACGGUUUUCUACAUAUGAUAGCUAAGCCGUUACACCGAUAAUUUCUACCUUGGAUUAGACCAUAUAUCAUGAAUUAGAAAACACAUUUAAGGCGGUGGUAAAAAAAGUUACCUGUUUUCAGUUAACGAACUAACCCUAACCAUUCCUGUCAGAUAAUUCGAACGAUAUUUGGAGGAUUACAGCACUUUUACACCAUGAUAAUCGCUAAACACCAUCAUCGGGUACUACUAACACAAGGUACAUGUUCUGACUGUUUUAUUCACGAAAUAGUGCUCCCAACUGAACUACAACUUUUGAUCCAAUUCGUUUCGUUAACGAACUCACCAAAUAUGAUAGUUUAAAUAUAACCGUUUUGCUGCUAUUUAUUGUGAUUGAAUGAUAGUUUUUUUUAUAUUACUUGAUUAAAGGUACGUAUUGUAGCCUUGAAUUGUUCACUUGAAAACCUGGAAGUACUAGACGGCCGUUUUGUCCUAGUAUGGUCGCGCAAGAUCAUGGACCGACUCAAGCUAGACAAUAACACCGUUGGAUGCGUGCUCAUUGUUCUAGAGGUUACGCGGGAUCGUGGAUCCGCUCUGCUGAUGAGUCCCAUACUUGGACGAGACGGCCGUCCAGGUUUUCAGUGGUGGUCUAACAUUGAUCGGUUCAUGAUCUCAAUGAAAAUAUAGCUCACAUUGUAAGCUCCAGCUUCACCUUGUAUACCCUUAAGUUCAUGGGAGUUUUAUUAUUUAUUUGAUUAGACACAUUCUCUUAAACCUGUAAAGAUAAUAGAAAGAACUAGCUUAACGCUGAAACAAUUCAUUACUUAUAAAUAAAUUAGUACAGCUUUAUUUAGAACGGAUUGAGUGAUUUUUCAAUAGAAUGUUAUCUUUCUACUUAUUGGGCUUGCAUAAAUAUUGCUUCUUCUUUUAUAAUUGGUACAGUUUUUCAAAUGGUAACCAGAAUUUUCGGCAUAAAGCUGUCAUUGAUACAGAGGUAUUGUUUUUAGAAUUCUUAUUUGUAAAUAAAAGAAUUUCUUUCGAUCGGCCAUGUAAGCUCUGAAACGAAAGAGAAACACGUCGACUUUUAUAAUUGUAUACUAACGAUCAUUGACUACAUAAAACUACCUGACAAGUUUGGGAGCUUUGAUGUGAAUGGUUUCCUUUUGUAAUAUUUCGUCCAGUCAUACUCUGUCAAUGUUGUUGACAUGGAAAUCUAGGUCUUAUUGUUAGCUGAAUGAAAAGCCUCUAAUCCCUCAAAUAAUAUCGUAGAAUAUGCUUCGGGAAAUUCGCCUAAUAUAUAUGAUCUUCGAAGUAUAUUAUCUUGAAGUAGUUUUAUCAUAAAAUAUAUUUCAUCUUGUAUUAA
Messenger RNA from Schistosoma curassoni, 4752 nucleotides. NCBI's taxonomy places the organism in Eukaryota, Metazoa, Platyhelminthes, Trematoda, Strigeidida, Schistosomatidae. The record is from the annotation of a GenBank genome assembly.